Molecule: messenger RNA, 1440 nt
Organism: Dendroctonus ponderosae (mountain pine beetle)
Lineage: Eukaryota; Metazoa; Arthropoda; Insecta; Coleoptera; Curculionidae
Product: lipase member K
Exons: 6
Coding region: 239-1258 (339 amino acids)
Source: RefSeq, a predicted model, not a curated record
AAAGCGAAACGAAACUACAAAAAAUGUCGGUUUCUUUAAAAUAUUUCUAAAAGUGUGUUCGCUUCUUUUGUGGUCCUACAGAUCUCAAUGCUAACGCCUCGGCUACAUGUAUAGCAUUUUCAGUCGUUGAACCGGUUCUCUUCUAUAUUUCCAGCCAGAAAUUAUCCAUCACCUCGGCUAUCCAGUGCAAACUUACAGGGUGGUUACUAAAGAUGGAUAUAUCCUAACAUUAUUCCACAUGCCAAACGAUGGCAGCCGAAAUCCACACGCCAAGAAACACCCAGUAUAUUUACAGCACGGUCUUGUGGCCACAUGCAACAACUUUUUGGCUCUUCAGAAAGACUCAUUGGCUUUUGUGCUUUGGGACGCCGGUUACGAUGUGUGGCUCGGAAAUUAUCGAGGUACUUAUCCAUCAGAAGAACACGUGAAUCUGACCACUCGCGAUCAGAAAUUUUGGGAAACUAGUAUGGAUGAUGUAGCCCUCAUUGAUCUUCCGGCUAUUUUCCAUACAAUUCUGGCGCACAGCAAACCAGAUAGCAAGAUCAUCUACAUCGGGCAUUCUUUGGGAACCACAUUUGCUCUUAUGUAUGCCAGCGAGCUUCCAGAUGAGGCCAAAACCAUUAUCAAGAUGUUUGUGCUUUUAUGUCCGGCCUAUACGCUUAAAAACAUGAUUUCGCCUUACAAGGUGUUUGCUCCGUUUGGAAACUGGGUUGUGGAUACUGUUCGCGAUCUUAGACUUGACCGUAUCGUAUCAGAAGCCCAAGAACUGGCAAGACUGACCGCCCCUUGCAUGGAAUCACCGCCUUUAAUGCGACUCUGCAUGCAGCUCUACAAUUUAUUUUAUGGACCCAAGGCGGAUUUUGGGCCAGAAAUUGUUCCGGUUUACUUUAGGCAGCUUCCUGGAGGAACAUCAAUCCAGAUUUUGAACCACGCGGCGGAUCUGGUGCUGGGAAACUUCCGGAAAUACAAUUACCCACCUCAGGUAAACUGGCAAAAGUACGGGUCAUCGAAGGCACCAUUUUUGGAUGUUUCGCGCAUCGAAGUUCCUACUUACAUCGUUUAUAGUACACAAGAUUGGGCCACACCUGAAGCCGAUGCGAUACAUCUCUACCGAAACCUGAACGAAAAGGCUCAAUAUGGAAUAAGAAAAAUCGACUUGCCGUUCUUCAAUCACAUUGAUUUUGUCAUGGGAAGACACGCAAGGCAGAUCGUCUAUGAUCCGUUGAUGGAGGUACUAAACCAAGCUAUUAUGCCCUGAAGCUUCUGGAGCGCCGGGCGGAUUUCCUAGUAGUUAUUUAAGAAAAAAUCCUGUAUAUUGAAUCGCCCACUGGCUUAUAGAGGUAGAAAUUUGUCAGUGUUUAUAGCAAUAUUUACGGUUUUAGUUACCAAAACUAUGAUAGGUUUGAGAAUAUGCUUAUGGAAAAUAUAUUAAUUUAAAUC